Messenger RNA from Hyaena hyaena (striped hyena), 1509 nucleotides. It is a transcript of the gene KRT82, whose product is annotated as keratin 82. NCBI's taxonomy places the organism in Eukaryota, Metazoa, Chordata, Mammalia, Carnivora, Hyaenidae. The record is from RefSeq and is a predicted model, not a curated record. Gene Ontology annotation, biological process: intermediate filament organization; keratinization. Bases 1 to 1509 code for a protein of 502 amino acids. The transcript has 9 exons. Gene Ontology annotation, cellular component: keratin filament. Gene Ontology annotation, molecular function: structural constituent of skin epidermis.
AUGUCGUGCCGCUCCUUCCAGCCGGGCUCCAGGUGUGGCAGCCGGAGCUUCAGCUCGUGCUCAGCCAUCCUCCCCCGGAUGGUCACCCACUAUGCGGUGAGCCAGGGGCCGUGCCGGCCCGGGGGUGGGGGCGGCCUCCGCGCCCUGGGCUGCCUGGGCUCCCGGAGCCUGUGCAACGUGGGCUUCGGGAGGCCCCGGGUCGCCUCCAGGUGUGGCCUGCCUGGCUUCGGGUACCGGGCAGGGGCCGCCUGUGGGCCCUCGGCCUGCAUCGCCCCCGUCACCAUCAAUGAGAGCCUGCUGGUGCCUCUGGAGCUGGAGAUCGACCCGGCCGUGCAGAGGGUGAAGAGGGAUGAGAAGGAGCAGAUCAAGUGCCUGAACAGCCGCUUUGCAUCCUUUAUCAACAAGGUGCGAUUCCUGGAGCAGAAGAACAAGCUGCUGGAGACCAAGUGGAACUUCAUGCAGCAGCAGAGAUGCUGCCAGAGCAACAUAGAGCCCAUCUUCGAGAACUACAUCUGCACCCUGCGGAAGCAGUUGGACUUCGUGGCGGGGGACCGGGCCAGGCUGGAGUCGGAGCUCAGCAGCCUGCAGGACGCACUGGAAAGCUACAAGAAAAAGUAUGAAGAGGAGCUCUCCCUGAGACCCUCUGCUGAGAACGAGUUUGUCGCCUUGAAGAAGGAUGUGGACACAGCCUUCCUGAUGAAGUCUGACCUGGAGACCAACUUGGAGGCUCUGCUCCAGGAGAUCGACUUCCUAAAAGGCCUGUAUGAGGAGGAGAUCUUCCUGCUGCAGUCCCAGAUCUCGGAGACCUCCGUCAUUGUGAAGAUGGACAACAGCCGGGAGCUGGAUGUGGAUGGCAUCGUGGCCGAGAUCAAGGCCCAGUAUGACGACAUCGCCAGCCGUAGCAAAGCUGAGGCCGAGGCCUGGUACCAGAGCCGGUAUGAGGAGCUGCGGCUGACAGCGGGGACCCACUGUGACAAUCUCCGCAACCGCAAGAAUGAGAUCCUGGAAAUGAACAAGCUGAUCCAGCGGCUUCAGCAAGAAACUGAGAAUGUGAAAGCCCAGCGCUGCAAGCUGGAGGCCGCAGUGACCCAGGCAGAGCAGCAGGGUGAGGCGGCCCUCAGUGAUGCCAAGUGCAAGUUGGCAGGGCUGGAGGAGGCCCUGCAGAAGGCCAAGCAGGACAUGGCCUGCCUGCUCAAGGAGUACCAGGAGGUGAUGAACUCCAAGCUGGGCCUGGACAUCGAGAUCGCCACCUACAGGCGGCUGCUGGAGGGCGAGGAGCACAGGCUGUGUGAAGGCAUUGGGCCCGUGAAUAUCUCCGUGAGCAGCUCCAAAGGCGCGGUCCUCUACGAGCCGUGUGUGGUCAGCACACCCAUGCUGGGCACCGGUGUCAAGAGCAGCGGGGGCUGCAGCGUCGUGGGCACCGGUGAACUCUACAUCCCCUGCGAGCCCCAGGGGCUACUGGGCUUUGUGAGCGGGCGGAGUUCUGGCAUGAAGCUGGGGGCUGCGUGA